GAGAGAGAGAGAGAGAGAAGUGGGGUCACACUCACACUCUUAGCUGCUAAACCAGCUGAGCUGUGUCUUCUUCAUUCAUAUUCCCUCUUUGUUUUAACCAAAAAGAAAAGAUCUGUACUAUUUCAUCUAUCUGUAUUGGAACCAACUGCUCUCUGCUUCUCUCCUUUUUCUUCAAUCUCGUAUCUGUUUCCUGGACGGGCAAAUAAAGAAGAAAAGAGAAAGUAUAGAUAGGUGACCAUUCGUUUCUCUGAUUUCACUUCAACAAAAGUUCUUUCUUUGAGAUCUAUAUCUGCUGGGAAUGCUAAGAAGAUGGGGAGGAAAGGAAAAUGGUUUUCUAGUGUAAAGAAAGCUCUUAGCCCUGAUUCCAAGGAGAAGAAAGAACAGAAAUCAAAGAAGAAAUGGUUUGGCAAACAACAUCAACUGUAUUCUGAUUCCACCUCUAUAGAAAAUGCCAGAGAUCUUUCUCCUCCACUGCCUCCGCCUCAACCAGAAGAGGUGAAAACAAUUGAGACAACAAAUGAACAGAAUGUGCAUGCUGCCUAUUCUGUUCCAGUUGCUGCUGCUGCUGCUGAACCUGUUCUUCCUCCCGAGGAGACCACCAUGGAGGUUGUUCGAGUGGUGAAGGUAAAUAAGUUUGCUGGAAAAUCAGGAGAAGAAAUGGCUGCAAUCAAGAUUCAAACUGCAUUUAAAGGAUAUUUGGCAAGAAGGGCAUUACGAGCUUUACGAGGGCUGGGGAGACUCAAAUCGCUGAUGGAAGGGCCUACUAUAAAACGACAAGCCACACACACCCUACGAUGCAUGCAGACUCUAGCCAGAGUGCAGUCUCAGAUUCACUCAAGGAGAAUUAGAAUGUCAGAAGAGAACCAGGCCCUCCAGAGGCAACUCCUACAGAAACAUGCACAAGAGCUUGAGAAGCUGCGGAUGGGAGAGGAAUGGGAUGACAGCCUACAGUCGAAGGAACAGAUUGAAGCUAACCUGCUAAACAAGUACGAGGCAGCUAUGAGAAGAGAAAGAGCACUCGCUUAUUCAUUCACCCAUCAGCAAACCUGGAAGAACUCUUCAAGAUCUGCGAAUCCUAUGUUUAUGAGUUCAAGCAAUCCAACCUGGGGCUGGAGCUGGUUGGAACGAUGGAUGGCAGCCCAUCCUUGGGAGAAGGGGGGCAUGACAGAGAAAGAACUCAGUAAUGACCACUCAUCUGUAAAGACUGCAAGCCGUAGCAUGGUUGGAGGAGAAAUCAGCAAGUCUUAUGCUCGCUACCAGCUCAAUUCUGAUAAACUAUCACCCGCAGAAAGUGAGAAGGUAAGGCAAACGAUGAGCCCACGUUCGCCUUUGACUCCUUCCAAGCCAGGUUCUUCUACAAUUGCUAGAAAAUUGAAGUCAGCAAGCCCAAGGAGUAGCAUUGGAGGUGCAGAUGAUGACAACAGAAGCAUAAUCAGUAUGCAGUCAGAUCGAUAUAGAAGGCACAGCAUUGCAGGAUCAUCAGUGCGUGAUGACGAGAGUCUUGGUAGCUCUUCAGCAGUUCCAAGUUACAUGGUACCUACUGAGUCUGCAAGAGCUAAGUCCAGGUUACAGAGUCCACUCGGGGUGGACAAAAAUGGAACGUCGGAGAAGGAAAAAGGACCUUUGGGGCCAGCAAAGAAACGACUUUCUUACCCACCUUCACCGGCCAGGCCUAGACGGCAGUUAGGUCCACGAAAGAUGGAGAGCAACUUAAAUGCAGAAAUUGCUGUGGCCAAUGGACAGGGCUAAAAAACUUCUGAAAGUCAAAGAAAUGAGGAAGGAAGAAGCAAUUAUGAUUUGGGGUGAAUCCUCUCCUGUUGUUGAAAGUAUUUAUUCAUGGCUGAGAAAGUGUUGUUUUGGGGUGAAACUAGUCUCCUGAUUCAGUUGUUUCACGGGUAUUGCUUAUAAUUUGUUAUUAUGUAUUUGUUUAUAUGUUUACUGUUAUUCAUUGUUUGAGACCUUCAUUCUGAUAUUUGUAUUAUGAAAAAAAUAAAUAAUCUCCACAUGACUUUGAAACA
This is a messenger RNA of Ricinus communis (castor bean), 2018 nucleotides long. RefSeq names its product protein IQ-DOMAIN 2. Lineage: Eukaryota; Viridiplantae; Streptophyta; Magnoliopsida; Malpighiales; Euphorbiaceae. Gene Ontology annotation, molecular function: protein binding. The record is from RefSeq and is a predicted model, not a curated record. The transcript has 6 exons. The coding region runs from base 310 to 1749 and encodes 479 amino acids.